Messenger RNA from Anopheles marshallii, 1725 nucleotides. RefSeq names its product integral membrane protein GPR180-like. Bases 1 to 1725 code for a protein of 574 amino acids. The transcript is spliced from 6 exons. The record is from RefSeq and is a predicted model, not a curated record. Gene Ontology annotation, biological process: response to pheromone; G protein-coupled receptor signaling pathway. Lineage: Eukaryota; Metazoa; Arthropoda; Insecta; Diptera; Culicidae.
AUGCGGACAUAUUCUGCUGAGCGCCGACGAUGGAUAGGACUGGUCACCAUUUGGAUGGUGAUGGCGGGUGGAUUGCAGCCAGUGAAAACCGCCCACCUAAGCGGCACCUUUGAGGUGGAUGAAUUUUUCCGCUUUCUGCACAAAUUCGGUUUCCAGAAGACGGAAAAACACUCCCAGAAGGACACGGAAUGGGACACGUUUGGGUAUAUCUACGGCAACAUAACGUCGAAGAUUAAUUUUACUGUUCCGGUUACGUUGGCUGUGCUAGAUAAGCGCAGCUUCCUUGAAUACUACGCAAACAGGAACGAUUACGACCGCGAUGUGGCCUGUCAGCGGAUGUUCGAGAAGCUGGAUAAGAUAGUUUAUAGUCGGGCUUGCAAUCCGCACGCGGAAGCCGACUACCUGCGGCGAAUUCCGUGUGAGAAAGGAAAGCUUUGCGUCGAUGAGGAUACACGGGAAAACGUGGUGCCGGGCAGCCAGUUCACAUUCGUGAUUAGUGAUCCUAAUGUGCCGAGAUUCUGGUACGUGUCGAUGGUGGCCUGUUAUCAGAAUGUAUCCACUUGCCAAUGGCAUCAUUACGACUAUCGCAAAUACCAUAUCGAACCGCCAUCCAUCGAUUUCGACAUUACGCUGGUUAACGGUAAUCCGAAUCGUCAAACACUUUCCUUCUUCAACCCGUUGCUGUUUCACUUUUCCUUCGAUCGUCAAAAUACGCUCGAAAUGUAUUUGAUAUUUUUCGUCGUCUAUCUGCUAAUGGUACCGCUACAAAUUUAUGCCGUUCGACUUCAGAAACAUCCGGUGACGAGGCUCUUCACCGUAAGCCUUGUGCUAGAGUUUGUAAGCGUGUGUCUGCUACUCACGCACACGAUUCGCUACGCUAUGAAUGGCGUUGGUAAUGAGAAGCUGGCCAUUAUGGGCGAUAUAUUCGAUAUUUUUAGCAGAACCUCUUUCAUGCUCAUAUUGUUGCUUCUGGCAAAGGGAUGGGCCGUAACGCGGCUGCAGAUCAGCGUCAGCUCUUGGAUUCUACUCAUGGUUAUUUGGAUACCAUACUGUGCCAUACAUGUGCUGCUGUACAUAUGGAACAGAACGGAAGUUGAUAUUAUCUCCGAUAUUGACGAGUAUCAGACAUGGCCCGGGUGGCUAGUGCUUGCUUGUCGUUCCACGAUGAUGCUCUGGUUCCUGUGGGAACUGCGCACCACAAUGAAGUACGAGCAUUCGUCGCAGAAACUAGACUUUCUGCUUCAUUUCGGUGCUUCGAGUCUGGUGUGGUUUAUCUACCUGCCCAUCGUGGCCAUAAUUGCUGUGAAUGUUAGUCCGCUAUGGCGGUAUAAGCUCUUAUUAGGUAUAACAAAUUCUGCCGACUGUUUGGCGUACUGUGUGAUGAUGGGUUUACUGUGGCCCAAUCGGGCCGGUCAGUAUUUGCUGCUAACGGGAACAAACUUUGGUGGUAUGGACGAGCUGGAUGAAUUCAAUGAAGCCCCGCAUAUAGUUCAUCGGGACUCCGAUACGCUACAUAGUAGCAACGGUGAUCUGGCGGUGGAUGAUUACCUGGACAACGAGGACGAUGAAAUUGAGACGCUCGUGCUCAGUACGGACGAUUUGCUUCACACGGGCAAUUCUUACUCCGUUGGUAGUGGUUCCGGUGGUGGCAGUAAACCUCUCACACUCCAUAACGGUAGCGCCAUGAACGGUGGUUUAGGUAAAGGAAGACGAACUUUCGACUAG